GAUAAAUAAAUUUGAAACUAAGCAGGACAAAUUUUGCGCCAUCUCUCGCGCGCGCGCACACACAAACACACAGCAAUUUUCACGCUUUCUCUCUCUCUCUACUCUAAGAAGUAAGAAGCUCUGGAAAAUGGCGAAUCUGAGACGUAGUUACAGAGAUUCAACGCCCUCAAAUUAUUCAAACGAUUCAAAUUCAGGUGGUAUUGGGAUUUGUAUGAUGAGGAACACUUGGAAAGAUGAACAACACCCAUCCUUCAUCAACUUUAUCACCUCCUUCCUUAGUGCAAAUUCUUUCCGGCUCAACUUUGUCCCAGUUGCUCCUGAUUUCAUUUUCAACACCGGGGGUGUGUCAGUGGCAUUCAUUUUUGUGACAAAUUGGGAUUGCAACAAUGUCUCCCCUAUCUUUGGCAGAGUUCAGAAACUGAAGGCACAAUUUGCACAUUUCUACGUAGUUGUUACCCUCCCAACAAAGGAGCAAAAUGAUUCCUUUGUUCGCUCUUAUUUCAAAUUUGGGAUGGAGCUUGGCAGGCCAACAUUUGUGCCAGUUCAAGACUUAGAGAUGGGUUUUGAGAAGACUGUGAAGAUAGCACAUGCUCGUGGGGUAUGCAAGCAGCAGGAUGCAAAAUCCAAAUUGAAGGCCGAGAGAGAGAAGUCGGUGCAAGUAAUGGACGUUUAUCUCAGGGUGGUCACGUCCAUACCUGGCAUUGAUAACCAUGAUGCAAACUCGCUCAAUCAAGCCAUUGGUUCAAUAGAAGCAAUAGCGAAGGCAUCAAAGGAAUUCAUUUUGGAAAAUACAGACCUCUCAGCUGAAAAAGCAGAGAUGAUUACGAGGUUCUUCAGAGAUCAAAAGUUGUACCUCGGUCCCAAAAUCAAUUGACAGAAGAUAAGUCUCAAACAAACUUGACAGCUCAUGUACACUUUUAACAUCUUGGAAUUUGUCUUCCUUGAAUAAUUUUGUUUUUGAUACUGAUGCUGAAUUCGAUUAGAUGUUUUUACACUCAUUUUGGUUCCGAUAAUAUAUUUUCAUGUCACAAAUUGAAAGGGGAAAUAUCUGAAUCCAAUUGGAAAAAGUUGAU
Molecule: messenger RNA, 1073 nt
Organism: Cornus florida
Lineage: Eukaryota; Viridiplantae; Streptophyta; Magnoliopsida; Cornales; Cornaceae
Product: protein PARTING DANCERS homolog
Exons: 8
Coding region: 128-874 (248 amino acids)
Biological process (GO): resolution of meiotic recombination intermediates
Source: RefSeq, a predicted model, not a curated record